Molecule: messenger RNA, 1624 nt
Organism: Haliotis rufescens (red abalone)
Lineage: Eukaryota; Metazoa; Mollusca; Gastropoda; Lepetellida; Haliotidae
Exons: 5
Coding region: 33-608 (191 amino acids)
Source: RefSeq, a predicted model, not a curated record
UGAAUUAUUGGUCGAUCCUAAAGUGUUAUAAAAUGAGAAGGCAUCACCAAAGUAUCAAUUCUUCUCCAGGAACAAGGCGAAAGUUUGAUUGUCUCACCAUGAAGAUGCGCGGAGUUAUCGUGUUUGUUGGUCUUUGCUUGGUGUCCAUGGUUACGUCCAUGACAAUUCCACUGAUUCUCAACCUGGAUCGUUAUGCUGAGAUCAUGUACAAGGUCGUCGACGACGGCUGCAUGGUGAAUGGGGCGUUGAAGGGCUUUGACAGUGAGUUUACCCUGGACUUGACUGGAAGCUGUGUCAAGUAUAGAUGUACAAAUGACGGAGUAAGCAUCAUCACUGACCAGUCAGGAUGUAAGGGGGACAGCGGCUGUGUGACGGGACUGACGGCUUACGGCUGCAAUGCGUACACAUGUCCAGAGGAGGGCACGACUAUGAAUGGGAAACCUAAGGUGUGGUUGAUUGACACGGAUGCUGAGGAACAAUGCGAAAUAUUUGGUGUCCCCCAGUGUUAUGAUCUGAAUGUGUGGCACACAGUCAACGGGAUGAGAUGCAAAUGUGACUCACGUUCCGAAAUGAACUGCGAAUUUGCCCCUAUGCCUCCCACAAAUUAGACAGAGCAUGCGAUUCUUCAGUCAAAUACUUAUUCUGCAUAUUACAUCCAAACAUUAACAGCAGCAAACCUGAAAACACUGACAUCCCCUACGUUUAUAUAGGUCUACAUUACUAAGAACCCUUCUGACUGUUACCAAUAUUUAAUGAAUUCAAAUAUAUGUGUGUCUGGAUCUAUUUUAAAAAAAACAACAUUUGCCGCGCAUAAGUAGUAUUAUGUGUGAGUGAGUGAAUGUUGUUUACACCUCUGUUAGAAGUAACCCAGCAAUAUUGUAUAUAAAUGCCUGCAUAUGAUCGAAUCUUUCUCACACAAACUAAUGGUUGACAGCCAUAGUAACAGCCAUAGUAACAGCCACUGGACACGACGACGCGCAAUCCAUCAGAUCACACAUUGUAAAUGUAUUGUAUGUUGUGAGGGCCACGUCUGUACGAAAUCCGAUGACCAGCAUUAUGAACAUAGUAUUAUAUCAACGAAACUAUGUAAAUCUAGGACCCUAUUCGUUACAUGAACCCGGGGGCUUUUUCUAAUAGAAACCUAUGCUUGUCGUUAGGGGGCUAAAUGGUAGGAUGGUCUGGCCCUGUCAUUAACUGUCAUUGUAUCCCGAUUGCAUCGAUAGACGCUAAUGAUGCCAAUCACUGGAUUGUGUGAUCAAGACUAGAAUAUUUAAAGACUGCCGCCACAUCGAUGCUGUGAUGAAGCAAUAUAUCAUAAUAUACAUUGAAAAAAUAGAGAACGUGAUCUCCAUGAGUCCACCCUGUCUGUAUUAGAUCAAUUGUGUACAUAUUAUUACCACUGUUUGGCACAAACCAUUUGUGACUCGUGUGACGCGCGUGUAAUCCUCACACAGCUGACAGACGUCCUGGCGUACUGAAGAACUGUUAAUCACUGUGUGAACUCCGAUGUACUCACUCACAUUUACAAUAUGUAACAUAUAAGACAGGAGGCGCACCAUCCGUCAUUUCAAUCUUUUGUCUUCUCUUGUCAUAUCUAUCGAAUAAAACAUUCCUGCUGCUGUCA